This is a messenger RNA of Penicillium oxalicum, 963 nucleotides long. RefSeq lists its product as uncharacterized. Lineage: Eukaryota; Fungi; Ascomycota; Eurotiomycetes; Eurotiales; Aspergillaceae. The record is from RefSeq and is a predicted model, not a curated record. The transcript has 2 exons. Bases 1 to 963 code for a protein of 320 amino acids.
AUGUCUUCUUCCAACCUUCGUUUCCUCUCCCGGGCCGAUGUCGAGCAGCUGGUCUGCCGAUACCCCGAUGUGGCCCCUUCUUUCUUGGGCCAGACUGAACUUUUCAGUCAGGUGUUGGGGCAGGUUGCCUCAGACGAGCCCUCGCUGGUGGUUGUGGCCUGGCAAGUCACAGAACUGAUGGCGCACCUAGUAUGCGUCGUUGGCCCAUGUACUGCUUCACCGUGGUACAUGCGCAUGGUCAUGACCCCGGACUUCCUCUUCCUCGGCAUGCACCCUGUGCUCCCUGGUGCUGCUUUCCGCGAGGCCUACCUCGCCGCCCUUCUCCCUGUUUACUUUGACAGCCUCCUCCCCUCCGUCGCCGAACAUCCACUCGCAUGUGGAUAUUUCGCCUUCCACCCGCUCUCUUUCGAACAAGAGUGGGUCGUUCUUAUCCGCGCGUUGGCUGCGUACCUAGGCAGCACGGCUGGUCGUGUCGACCACUACGCCCCCUGCGAGUCAGAAGAGCCUACUCCCAUGGCCACUGACCCCGUCUCUGCUGAUGCGACUGUGUCUUGUUCCGCGCCAGUUGCUUACUCACAAGACGUGGAAAUGCAGGAUGCUCCGGAGGCGCCCGCGGCCAUUGAACCCGUCCCCGCCCGCACAACCGUGUUUUGUUCCGUGCCGGUUGUUGCCUCGACAGACGUGGCAAUGGAGAACGCCGAGAAGAACCCUGCGGCGGCUGACACCCCGACCAUGGGGCCGGUCAAACGAGGUGGGAAAGGGAAGCGGAAAGCGGAUGAGCCGCUGGAAGGGGAUGAGCUUCGAGGGAAACUCGACUGGGGCUCCAAGGCCCAAGGUGAAGAGGAGGAGUUGCCGGUGCCAGAGACCCCUGGCCCCAUUCUGACGAAGGACGGGCGGGUGAUCACACCCCAAUGGACGGCGUCCUUUGGGCCACCGCCUGCGCCUCGAAAGAAGUGGAGGUAG